UCUGCCUUACAGUACAACCCUGAUCUUUAUUGUGUGCGUAGUGACUUGGGCAACUUGCUUAAAGCCCUUGGGCGUUUGGAAGAGGCUAAGGUAUGUUACAGAGCAUUGGCAUUUGUAUAUAUGUGUUUGUAUUUUCUUUCUUUUCUUUCUUUCCAUUUUUGUACAUACAUUUUUGUUUUAUAGUGCCCCCUCCCCUCAAAAACAGAUAUUAUUCCUAUCUCCAAUUUGACAUUUUUGACCAAAUCAAGUUCUUUUGGUCUCAACCCCCACUGCCCUGUGAAGGACAAUACAUGGUAGCUUAUUCUCAUUUCUCAGAGUUGCAGUAAGCUUUUUACCCUUAACUUACUUUUGAAGGUAUUGGACAAGAAUGAAUUGACCUCCAUAUGGGGCAACCAAUUUACCUUCUUUUUUUUUAUAAAAUAUUUUUUUAUAAUCAUAGUACACACUUUCUGUGGAUUACUUUUUAAACAGCUUCAUCUAUUUUGUUUUUUAGUAUAGUUUUUGUAUCACAUUUUACCCCGACCUGUAUCUCUUUUAGUCCUUUGCUUUACCCCGGCCUUUUACCAAAGGUCAGCCCCUCUCCUUUCAGGAAGAAAGGCUGGAGUUUUUAAAUCGAAACAUUUGAUCUAUAUUGUCAAUUUUGAGCCUCGGCCCAUGCAUUUUCAUAUAGAUUUUGGAGGGAAAAUGCUGGCUCGGUCUUUGAAGAAUACAUGAACUGAUGAGAAGCUAGUUUAUAUUUGCAGUGCAAAAGGUAAGAUGGUUUCUAACCUAACCACUACACUCCAAUAUGGUUUAACAAGUGCCCAGUGACAAGCUUUUGGUCUCAGUUUGCUGUCAGCGCAGUUGCUGCCAGUUUGGGUUACACUUCCCUUUCGUCAUUUUAAGACUUCGGUCCAUAUAAGGGGGGGCUCCCUGGGUUGGUUCAAAUUUGGCUAUGUGGAGUUGUCUCAGUGGUUACAGGCCAUCUUAUUUCGUGCUAGAGGGGGGUAAAGGAGUGGGGAGGAGCAUCAGGGAGUCACAAGCUCCCCUGCUCUGUCGCUCCACCCCCCCGCGCGCUUGCUAAGGACUGGUGGAGUCUGCGCGCUGAGAGCUGCCUUCCUGACCCUUCAGCUGAGGCCUGUCAGGGCUCAAGCACACCAUAACAGGGCUUUUCAUGCAGACAUGCAUUAGGUCUUCUUUAGCUAUGGUUGAUAAAAGAGAUUGUACUCAGCUGGCUAUCUAAAAGAUAUCCACCGCUGUUGAAUAGUGGUUUAAACUGUGUGGGGUUAUGAAAGAGAGCUCAUUCUCAAGUGCCUUAAAAUGGUUUCAAGUGUCGUCAGGCAGGCAGCUCACAAUCUGUACUCCACCACCUGCGUCAGAUGCUGGGUUAGAAAGACAGGCACGCGCAGCAACAGCGAUGACUUCUUUAUUUCAGAGCUUUGGAGGCUUCUAGAUACCAAUACUUACACCACAGACUUUUCUCCCCACCCAUUGGCCAGGAUUCAAGAAAGCAAGCCAGGAUAACGAAAACAAAGAUUUAAAAAUAUUUCAUGAAAAUGCAAAAGAAUGAAAGAAAAUGAUGUAAUACUUUUUCCCUUUUCCUUCAAAAAUGUAAUACUAUUCCCAAAGAAAUGGGAUCAGUUCAUUUGGCCAAGAUCAAGCCAGUAACUGCCCUCCUGUAGUUUGAUAUGGAAACUGAAUUGAUAGACAGCUGGAAACCUGACUUCAACCUAUAUUUUACUGAUAAAACAUAUCAAAGCCUUUCUUCCCUCCCACUUACCCAAAAGCAUUUCUUUUGUUUUCUUUGAAAUGAAACAGUCAUUGCAUGAAUGAAAACUUAAGUAUAGUCUGUUUUAUGUUUGUUGCUUUUUGGAAGAACCUGUUUUAUUUCCAUAUUUAAAAGAGAAUGUAUUGUUUGAAGACUUUUACUAACGAUCUUGUUUUCUGAUUUUGUCUCUUUUGGUUUUUCCACAACUGAUAUUGUUAUUUAGAAGGUUUCAGGUGGGUGACACUAUUCCUGCGUAGGUGCCUGGCGGAAAGGAACACUAGGGCAGCCUCAGUCCUCUCCUCUUCUUCCAGCCAGCUGCGGCCACCACUCUGACAAAGUCCAAAAAUAUGGCUUGCUACCUGAAAGCCAUUGAGACUCAGCCCAACUUUGCAGUGGCUUGGAGCAACCUGGGCUGUGUGUUCAAUGCUCAAGGAGAGAUAUGGUUGGCCAUACACCAUUUUGAAAAGGCGGUGACUCUGGACCCAAAUUUCCUUGACGCAUACAUCAAUUUAGGAAAUGUGUUGAAAGAAGCCCGCAUCUUUGACAGAGCUGUGGCUGGAUACCUCAGAGCCCUGAGUCUAAGCCCCAACCAUGCGGUUGUCCAUGGAAACCUGGCCUGUGUCUACUACGAGCAAGGCCUCAUUGAUCUGGCUAUUGACACUUACCGCCGUGCUAUUGAAUUGCAGCCCCACUUCCCAGAUGCUUACUGCAAUUUGGCAAAUGCCCUGAAGGAGAAAGGCAAUGUAAGGUUGCACUUGGUGUCUGAGGCAGAAGAGUGCUACAACACAGCCUUGCGUUUGUGUCCAACCCAUGCAGACUCUCUUAACAACUUGGCCAAUAUCAAGCGUGAGCAGGGCAACAUUGAAGAGGCAGUUCAGCUCUAUAGGAAAGCACUCGAGGUGUUCCCAGAGUUUGCAGCAGCUCACUCUAACCUUGCCAGUGUCCUGCAGCAGCAGGGAAAACUGCAGGAGGCCCUCAUGCACUACAAGGAGGCCAUCAGAAUCAGCCCCACAUUUGCUGAUGCCUACUCUAACAUGGGAAAUACACUGAAGGAGAUGCAAGACGUACAGGGAGCGCUGCAAUGCUACACCCGUGCCAUCCAGAUCAACCCGGCCUUUGCUGAUGCUCACAGUAAUUUGGCCUCUAUCCACAAGGAUUCUGGAAACAUCCCAGAGGCCAUUGCAUCUUACCGCACAGCCUUGAAACUCAAGCCGGACUUCCCUGAUGCUUACUGCAACUUAGCACAUUGUCUGCAGAUUGUGUGUGACUGGACAGAUUAUGAUGAGCGGAUGAAGAAGCUUGUGAGCAUUGUGGCUGACCAGCUGGAUAAGAACCGCUUGCCCUCAGUACACCCACACCACAGCAUGCUGUAUCCACUCUCUCACGGCUUCCGCAAGGCCAUUGCUGAACGCCACGGAAACCUUUGUCUGGACAAGGUACACGCACUGAUCAAAAUCAAUGCACUCCACAAACCUGCUUUUGAGCACCCAAAGGACCUAAAGGCCAGCGGUGGUCGUCUGCGUGUUGGCUACGUCAGCUCUGACUUCGGCAACCACCCUACUUCACACCUGAUGCAGUCCAUUCCUGGAAUGCACAAUCCUGAGAAAUUUGAGGUGUUCUGCUAUGCGCUCAGCCCUGAUGAUAGUACCAAUUUCCGUGUGAAAGUGGUAGCAGAGGCUCAUCAUUUCACAGACCUCUCACAGAUUCCUUGCAAUGGCAAGGCAGCUGAUCGUAUUCACCAGGAUGGAGUCCACAUUCUGGUCAACAUGAACGGAUACACCAAGGGAGCCCGAAAUGAGCUGUUUGCCCUCCGUCCUGCCCCCAUUCAGACUAUGUGGCUGGGUUACCCUGGAACUAGUGGGGCUCCCUUCAUGGACUACAUCAUCUCUGACAAGGAAACGUCACCUUUGGAAGUAGGCGAGCAGUAUUCUGAGAAACUUGCCUACAUGCCGCAUACUUUCUUCAUCGGAGACCACGCCAACAUGUUCCCUCACCUCAAGAAAAAGGCUGUGAUUGACUUCAAAUCAAAUGGACAUAUCUUUGACAACCGCAUUGUUCUCAACGGUAUUGAUCUGAAGGCUUACUUGGACAGUCUGCCAGAUGUGAAAGUGAUAAAGAUGAAGUGUGACAACAACCAGGAAGCUGCUGGCGACACAAAUGGAGCUCUGUCCAUGCCCGUUAUCCCCAUGAACACAGCAGCUGAAGCAAUCAUCAACAUGAUCAACCAAGGCCAAAUCCAGGUCACAAUCAAUGGCUUCACUGUCAGCAAUGGCCUGGCAACCACACAGAUCAACAACAAAGCUGCCACUGGAGAGGAGGUGCCACGCACAAUUGUUGUGACAACCCGCUCCCAGUACGGUCUCCCAGAGGACUCCAUUGUCUACUGCAACUUUAACCAGCUCUACAAGAUUGACCCCCCUACUCUUCAGAUGUGGGCCAACAUCCUGAAGCGUGUGCCCAACAGUGUGCUGUGGCUUCUUCGAUUCCCUGCCGUUGGCGAGCCCAACAUCCAGCAGUACGCUCAGAACAUGGGUCUGCCUGGCUCUCGCAUCAUCUUCUCGCCUGUGGCCCCCAAGGAGGAGCACGUGAGAAGGGGCCAGCUGGCUGAUGUGUGUCUAGACACUCCUCUGUGCAAUGGUCACACCACAGGCAUGGAUGUUCUCUGGGCGGGAACACCCAUGGUCACCAUGCCAGGUGAGACCCUUGCCUCCCGCGUGGCUGCCUCACAACUCAACUGUCUGGGCUGCCCUGAGCUAAUAGCCCUGAGUCGUCAGGAUUAUGAGGACAUAGCAGUCAAACUUGGCUCUGACAUGGAAUACCUGAAGAUGGUCAGAGCACGUGUUUGGAAGCAGCGAAUCUGCAGCCCCCUCUUCAAUACCAAGCAGUACACAAUUGACCUGGAGAGGCUCUAUCUGAAGAUGUGGGAGCACUAUAGCAAUGGCAAAAAGCCUGAACCCCUGCUCAACAUCCAUUCAGUAGAGGCCAGUGAGAAUGCCUGAACUGGAACCACGCCGAAUUCUUGUCCCCUUAUACCCCAACCCUACCCAGCCCUCCCCACAUCACUUUUUUUUUUAAAACCAUUAUUGACACUUGCUUGGAAUGGUUAGUGUCCACUCCAGCCCUCUCCCUCAAUGAUUGUCUCCAUUGCUUUCAUCUACUAUAAAUGGGACUCUUAUUUGUAAAGGAGCCUACAGAUGUACACAUUUCCCCCCCCCAUCACAUCCGUUGUUUCAACCCACAUCUGCAUUUCCUGAGCCAGAUGCAGUCUGAGACUUUCAGGCAUCUCUUCUGAGACUCUUGUCCUAAAACACAGUAUAUUUGGUGAGCAUGAAAGGAUUGUGAAUGCCCUGCUAACCCUUCUGUACUUGGAUCAGUGGAUUUUUUUUUUUUUUUUUUUUUUUUCCUCCUGUCGGUGUGUGUACAGGAUUAUCUGCAGCUUGUGGAGAGAAUGCCCAGCCGUCAUUUCUUGUCGAUCUAUUUAUAAAUGGAUAAAGAGUGUUGUGUUUUAAAAGGACAAUGUUGCACCAUUGAAAUUGUAACUCUUAAGUUUCUUCAGCUUUAACAUGCAAUUGUAAAAACUUAGAUUGAAAUGGAGAUUGCUCUUUAGUUUGUCUUAAACUGUUUAAUUACAACAAUAAGUAGAUGUGCAAGUUUUGAGGAAUGUGGUCUGGAUGAAGACUACCUUCCCGAACCAAAUGCCAGAUUUUAUUAAUUUUGUCAGUCAAGGAAAAUGUUCAGUGGCUGUUGUCCUGUUUGAUGUCACACCAUGCUUGUAAAAAUGAUUGGACAAAGCUGGUCAAAGGAGCUUCAAUUCAUUGGAAAGGGCCUAAAUUUGAGUUUAGAUGUUAAAGCUGUUCACAAAUUGAUCUUGUUUUUUAAUCACACAAACCAGGAACGGCCUAGGUAAGUAUUUUCUAAGCGUUUUUUUGUUUGUUUUUGUAUUGUCUGGUAACUGUAUGCUGUCAAUGAUGCCACAAGGUUCUAAAUGUAAUUAAAAAGAAUAAAGAGAUGGCAGAACUCUGA
Molecule: messenger RNA, 5770 nt
Organism: Anoplopoma fimbria (sablefish)
Lineage: Eukaryota; Metazoa; Chordata; Actinopteri; Perciformes; Anoplopomatidae
Gene: ogt.1
Product: O-linked N-acetylglucosamine (GlcNAc) transferase, tandem duplicate 1
Exons: 20
Coding region: 2095-4746 (883 amino acids)
Biological process (GO): protein O-linked glycosylation
Molecular function (GO): protein binding; protein N-acetylglucosaminyltransferase activity
Source: RefSeq, a predicted model, not a curated record